Messenger RNA from Schizophyllum commune H4-8, 1281 nucleotides. RefSeq lists its product as uncharacterized. The transcript has 3 exons. The record is from RefSeq and is a predicted model, not a curated record. Bases 479 to 985 code for a protein of 168 amino acids. Lineage: Eukaryota; Fungi; Basidiomycota; Agaricomycetes; Agaricales; Schizophyllaceae.
UCCGCAAGCGCGCCUCGGUGGCUGGAAUGCGACUCCAAGUGUGCUCCGUCCCAUCUCCCUCUAUCCUCCCAGGCGUGGACCGCGCCCUUCUUUCAUACCCAGCGAACCCCGCGAAGCUCAUACAGCACCGCGAAGCUCAUCCAGGGCACCGCGGAGGCAACUCCCCAGCACCGAGGACACCUUACGCAUUACGCAUCUGCCAAUAUACGCGUUCGUUGUGGGGACAGAGGGCCUGGCGCACUCCUUAGACCACACGACGACGUACCAAUGGCGUACAAGAAGAAUCCCGAAGGGAGGUCCGCGCUCAUGAUUUCCUUGAUGCAUCGCCGAGGCGGGACCGCUGGAAGUGGCGAUCUCACAAGGUCGAGAGUAUAUAAAGACAUGAGUGCGUCUGGUAGCUGUUCAGCAAUAGCCUGGCAACCCUCGGGGUCAGAACCUCCCUCCUCCCCGCAACACACCCGCGCAUCUACCACCCACCAUGCAAACCGAGACCCACGUCGACCUCUUCCACUAUCUGCCCCCACCACAACCGCGCUUGGGCAGUCUCACAGAGUGGUCCAUCACGCACAUCCGCGAAGUUUUCGAGGCGCGGAGUGAUGAUGACGCCUUGCGGGCUAUCGAGAGUACCUUCGCGGAGCGACUCGAGGGCACCGUCAAUGGCGCGCCGCUAUCUCGACCGCAGGUCGCCCAGAUGGUGCUUGCGAUGCGCCGGACCGCGCCCAUGGGCCUGCGCGUCGAGUGGAUGCAAGCGCAAGAGGCGCCACGAGAUAUAUCCUGUCGAGAUGGCUCCCUUGGCGGCAUGUAUGUCAUCCGCGGAAUCCAGCGACCCACACCAUCAGGGUCUCCCGCAUCCUUCGAACGGCAUAAAACCGUCGAAGUCAGGAUCGAAUCCCAGCUGCCAGAUCCGCGCCUAGACAGCAGGCGCAUCACAAGCCUCGUAUUCGUGGCCUCAGAAGUGCGCGUGGACCGCCAGACAGCGCUUUAAGCUGCUGUCUAGUGCUGCUCCAGCGUGCUUCUAGCACUUGCCCGCGCCAUCUCGCGUCCUACUUAUCUACACGCGCAGCGCCGUCCUGCGUUACCUUUUGCCCAUUCCGUUCCCGCUUGCUCAUAGGCAAACGUAUCCGGACUAGAAUUCGCAGCUUAUAUAUCUACCCUUUUUGUGCUGCUCAUCGUAACCAUGCAUGGCUGCUAAGUAGAAUAUACCUGUACCACGUACAUAGACCACUUUAGAGGUAGUUCCUGUUGUAGACUCGUGUUACAAUGACCGUAUUGCCUGCGGGC